AUGGAUUAUCAGAACCGCGCAGGCUCCAAAUUCGGCGGCGGCGGCGUCGCCUCGCACUCCGCAACAAACGCAGACCGCCGCGAACGGCUCCGCAAACUCGCGCUCGAAACCAUCGACCUGGACAAAGACCCCUACUUCUUCAAGAACCACGUCGGCAGCUUCGAGUGCCGCCUCUGCCUAACAGUCCACCAAAACGACGGCUCGUACCUCGCCCACACGCAAGGCCGCAAGCACCAGACGAACCUCGCGCGCCGCGCCGCCCGUGAACAACGCGAGGGCAAAAAUGCCGACCCUUCGUCAAUACCCGGUGCCAUGGGCGUGCAGGUCCGCAAGCAGACGAUCAAGAUUGGACGGCCGGGAUACAAGAUCACGAAGAUUCGGGACCCGCUGACGAGGCAGCUGGGGCUGCUCUUUCAGCUGCAGUAUCAGGAGAUUACGCCUGGGGUUAAGCCGCGCGUACGGUUUAUGAGCGCGUUCGAGCAGAAGGUUGAGGAGCCGCCGGAUAAGAACUUUCAGUACCUGGUUAUUGCGGCGGAGCCGUAUCAGACUUGUGGGUUUAAGUUGCAGGCGAGGGAGAUUGAUCGGCGGGAGGGAAGGUAUUGGACGUGGUUUGAUGAGGAUAGUAAGGAGUUUUGGGUGCAGAUUAUGUUCAAGACUGAGCGUGAAGAGCGGUUUAGUGGUGUGCCUGGGUUGGCACCUAUGGGAGCUGCUUGA
Molecule: messenger RNA, 714 nt
Organism: Aspergillus mulundensis
Lineage: Eukaryota; Fungi; Ascomycota; Eurotiomycetes; Eurotiales; Aspergillaceae
Product: spliceosome assembly protein PRP11
Exons: 2
Coding region: 1-714 (237 amino acids)
Biological process (GO): spliceosomal complex assembly
Cellular component (GO): nucleus; U2-type prespliceosome; catalytic step 2 spliceosome
Molecular function (GO): zinc ion binding; nucleic acid binding
Source: RefSeq, a predicted model, not a curated record